CUCACAAAGAGGAUUGGAAGAAACAUGCUUUAACAUGCAUUGAAACGAUCCACGUUCCUACGUUCGAGUCGCACCGCGAUAUUCGCCAGCGAGCGAACACAGUGACGACAUUGAACGUCAGAGACACGGACCGUAUCGCUGGCGACAAGGACGUGGCAGAGUGUCUCGUCGUUUCUACGAAGAAUAGGAACGCGCGUUUCCGACCCUCCAUGGACCACGGAGCGAUGGACAGCUCUUCCGAUCACAGCAGCCGUGCCAGUCCCGUAACCGGCAGCCCGAAACAUCCGCACAGCCCGUCGACGCAGCAGAGUCAGCAACAGCAACUCCACGGCAGUCAGCAUCAACCGCCGCCGUCCCAUCAGUCGCACGGGCGCGAUCAGAUCCGCGAUCAUCAGCAACAACAUCGCGGAGUGCCGACACCGGGAUCGCCCACGAGAGGUUCGCCACCUCAAGGUCUUCCUCUGAGUCCACCGCCCUUGUCAGCCGGGGGUGGACCCGGGGCACCGCCCGGAAUGGUUCCUCGUAUGCCAGGAUUACCGCCACCGGGACUGGGACUAUUGGGCCAGCUCGGUGGGAUGCUGAGCGGUCAUCAUGGUUCACCGUUGGAGCUGAUGGCUGCUCAUCACGCUGUCCUACCGCCGAGAUCCUACAACAGUCCUCCGCCGAUCAGUACGAGCGAUCCUACCGCCAACGAGUGCAAAUUGGUAGAUUAUCGCGGUCAGAAAGUUGCGGCGUUCAUUAUCGCCGGCGACACGAUGCUCUGCCUGCCGCAGGCCUUCGAGCUGUUUCUCAAACAUCUCGUGGGCGGCCUUCACACAGUCUACACCAAGCUCAAGCGGCUGGAUAUCGUGCCGUUGGUGUGUAAUGUCGAGCAAGUUAGAAUCUUACGCGGCCUCGGAGCCAUCCAACCCGGCGUCAAUCGGUGCAAGCUGCUCAGCUGCAAGGACUUCGACGUUCUUUACAGGGACUGCACCACGGCCAGAUCAACUUGGUAUUCUUCAGCUCCGUCGUUGCGCAUUACAUCGUACCGCUCCAGGCCAGGAAGACCCCCAAAGCGAGCUUCCGUUGGACUGAGCCUCGCGGCCAGCCACCUAGCUGCGGCGGCCGGCCAUCAUCCUCAGCAUUCCCUGAAGAAGCACAGGAUGGACAACGGCGAUUAUUACGAGAACGGACACCUCGACGUACCGAGGAUGGAGAAGUCACCGCUUCUGGCGAACGGAUACAAUCACCCACCCACGCACCUGAGCCACAUGCAGUUCAUGCAACUCGGCGGGCACCCAGGUGCGGGACACACCGCCAUCCUGUCACCGGCCAGUCUGCCGCAUCACCUGCAGGCGCAGGCGCAGGCUCGGGCCGAACAAGGUCUCAAGGUCAAUCCGAAUAUGAACAUGGAAGCCCUCGCGAGGUCCGGGACGGUUUGGGAAAACUGCCGAGCUGCCUACGAAGACAUUGUCAAACAUCUCGAAAGGCUCCGCGAGGAGAGAAACGACACCGAGAGAGCGCUGGCUUUGGACCACAAACCCAGGGACCUCAGCUCGCACAAUGGCUCCUCAAACGGUCACAGCCCGGUUCUAAAUCUCUCCAAAACAGCGGGAAGCGGAAGCGUGGGCGAGCAAUCCGGAAGCGAGGCGGGCGCGUCGCACCAUUCUCAAGACGACGAGGAGGAGGACGAUAAUCUAUCGGAGGACCUCGACGAUGACAACGAAAAGGACGAAGAUUUGUCAGACGUGCCGGAGAAUCUGCCGUUGCCGGCACCGGGCUCGGAAAGUCCACCCCAGGCCCUCAACUACUCGCAGAUAGCCUCGGCGGCGGUCGCCGUGUCUCAGAGCGCCCAGGAUCCCUCGGUCUCGAGUACGGAGACCCUGCUGAGGAAUAUCCAGGGCCUGCUCAAGGUCGCGGCCGACAACGCGAGGCAGCAGGAGAGGCAAAUCAACUACGAGAAAGCCGAGUUGAAAAUGGACGUUCUACGGGAACGGGAGGUCAAGGACAGUCUGGAGCGGCAGUUGCAAGACGAGCAGAAGGUGCGAGUGGUUUAUCAGAAACGGCUAAAGAAGGAGCGAAGAGCGAGGAAACGGUUGCAGGAUCAAUUGGAUCUGGAGGUCAAGAGGCGCACGCAAUUGGAAGAGGCUCUCAAAGCUACGGGAGCGUCCUCGGAACAAGUGAGAGCGAUCACCGAAAACGUCACGGCGGAGGCGCGCACGAGUUCGGAAGCGCCGGAAGGGAGCCCGGUGCAUUCCCAGUCGCAACAGCAGCCCUCGCAGCAACAGCCGUCGCAGCAACCCCAUCAGCAGCAGCAAGCAGCGGCCCAGCAGUACCGGGAGGCGCAAGUGCCGCGUCCGUCUCAGCAGCCGUCGACGCCGGAGAAGCCCGCAUGGGGAUACGGGUUGGAUCUCAUCGGUAGCCAGGCGUCGGCUUUCUGGCAAAAUUACCAAGAAUCGCUGGUACAGGAACUCGAGCUGGAGAGAAAAUCGCGGCAGCACCAAGCGGCCGAGAGGGACCAAGUCAAGUCUCCUCUUCAAGAAUCGCGAACGGGUUACUACAAGAACUCCGUUCUGUUCACGAGCGCGACCUAGAAGAGGCCGGACGAGGGCAGGCGAGGGCAGCAGGCAGAGCGUGCAGCGAGCAGCCGAAGCGAGUGAUCGA
This is a messenger RNA of Nylanderia fulva, 2643 nucleotides long. RefSeq names its product dachshund family transcription factor (gene dac). Gene Ontology annotation, molecular function: DNA-binding transcription factor activity, RNA polymerase II-specific; RNA polymerase II cis-regulatory region sequence-specific DNA binding. NCBI's taxonomy places the organism in Eukaryota, Metazoa, Arthropoda, Insecta, Hymenoptera, Formicidae. Gene Ontology annotation, cellular component: nucleus; transcription regulator complex. Gene Ontology annotation, biological process: regulation of transcription by RNA polymerase II. The record is from RefSeq and is a predicted model, not a curated record.